Messenger RNA from Corticium candelabrum, 1495 nucleotides. Its product is annotated as sushi, von Willebrand factor type A, EGF and pentraxin domain-containing protein 1-like. The coding region runs from base 1 to 1293 and encodes 430 amino acids. The record is from RefSeq and is a predicted model, not a curated record. The transcript has 9 exons. NCBI's taxonomy places the organism in Eukaryota, Metazoa, Porifera, Homoscleromorpha, Homosclerophorida, Plakinidae.
AUGACAAGUAGUAUUGUAGCUGUUGUCGUUCUUUGCUUUGUUGGGUCGUCUUUGAGCGACGGUGGCUACAAACCUCCGCCUGUUUAUCCACCUAAGUGUCCUACCGUUCCUUCUCCUUCAUACGGGUACGUCAAGAUUAUCAAAGACAGAUGUCGGGUAGCUUGUAACUGUCCGAAGCUCCGAUCACCGCCAUACGGUUCGGUAUCGAUCAGCAAUUACGGGUGCAAGGCUACUUACAAAUGCAAUCAGUAUUACAAGUUGACCGGCAGCUAUGUCCGCACGUGUUCAUAUAGAACUUGGAAACCAGCUGAGCCCAAGUGCGUACGAGUGUGCCCAUGGCUUCCACAUCCUCAAUACGGAUGGGUGAAAGUUAUCGGUACAACAGCAAAAUACGGGUGCAAUAAGCAAUACAAACUGGUCGGAUCGAGCAGUCGUAAUUGCUAUCGCGGAAGGUGGGGUGGACAAGCUCCAAAAUGCGUUCGCGAAUGCCCCAACCUCCCUAAGCCGGCCUACGGAUGGGUGAACAUCGACGACGACAAGGCUACCUAUGGAUGCAACAAAGGAUACAAACUGAUCGGUAGCAAGAUCAGAUACUGCAGAUACGGAAGAUGGUACGGAUUGGCUCCUAAAUGUGUUCCAGACUGUCCCAAGCUUUCCAACCCGACCUACGGAUGGGUGAAGAUAGUCGGUAACAAAGCGCAGUAUGGAUGCAGAUAUGGUUACAACUUGGUGGGAUCCACAUAUCGAUACUGUCAUUAUGGAAAGUGGGCCGGUGUAGCCCCCAAAUGCGUUCGAAGGUGUCCCCGUUUGUACAACCCGCCCUACGGAUCGGUCUCCGUGUUCGGUUCCAAAGCAUCCUACAGCUGCCGCUAUGGAUACAAACUGAUCGGACUCAAAUACCGUUACUGCAAGAACGGUGUGUGGGGCGGUGCCGCUCCCAAGUGCAUCAAAUAUUGUCCUGCUCCGAUCAAACCCGCUUAUGGAUGGGUUCGCGUGGUUGGAAACAAAGCCAGCUAUGGUUGCAACCGCGGAUACAACCUCGUGGGCAGUGCAACUCGAUACUGCUACUCCGGGAUUUGGAAACCAGCAGCACCACGCUGCAUCAAACAUCUGGUUUGCCCUUACUUGCCACAUCCUCCUUAUGGUAAAGUCAAGAUCGUAGGCAACAAGGCGACCUACUACUGUAAUGAUGGUUACUACUUGAGCGGCAGUAGUUAUUGCUAUUGCAGCUACGGUCGCUGGAACUGCAAGCGUCCCACAUGUUCUCCUCACAAACACACUGACGUCUACUAAUAGACGACUCGAAGUGUGGCGGUGUGGAUCGCGUUGGCGUGGUUGCUAUCUAUUACUUGAUGAACUGAUUUUGUUGUUGGAAUCUUUUGUGCUGUGCUCUUCCGCGAUUUUGCGUGUCUGUGAGAUGUGGACCUAGUUCCAUAUUUUUAGUGUUGAUUAAUAACGUUUGCUGGUCGUCACUGUUAAUAAAUAAAUUUGUGAA